Molecule: messenger RNA, 1625 nt
Organism: Ruditapes philippinarum (Manila clam)
Lineage: Eukaryota; Metazoa; Mollusca; Bivalvia; Venerida; Veneridae
Exons: 6
Coding region: 1-753 (250 amino acids)
Source: RefSeq, a predicted model, not a curated record
AUGGGUGUGAGAAAAGUAACGGAGGAUGUUGAAGAAGAAAUGGAGGUCUUUCUAUAUCUCUAUUUUCAGACCAAGAUUAAAGAAUUGAAGCAAAAGAUUUCAAAUCUCGAGAAAGAGAUAGAGGAACUCAAAGAACAAAUAAAACAAAAAGAUCUCACUAUAGAAGAAAUGGCUGCUGAACACAAGAAAAUGGAGGAACAUUAUAAAAGAUUAUAUGAGAGUGAAGUUGCUGGUCACAAGUCUACACAAAAUUCCCUACAAGAUGCCAACAGAAAAAUAUCUGAUUUACAGGAAGAACUUGCUCGAACAAUGCAGGACCUGGAGGCUAAAUUAGCCCUUGCUCAGAAACAGUUUGAUGAAAAACUAAAGGAGACUGUGGAAGAGAAAGACAAAGAAAUAGCUGAGAGGGAUGCUAAACUGAACAGAUUAAAACAACAAAUGGCAGAGUCUUUAAAAGGAAAUUCUUGGGAACGUCAGCAGCAACUUGAGGAAUUAACUAAAGAAUUGGGGAGAAUUCAAGACGAGGCAGACACCCUUCGUAUAAAACUGAAACAAUUUAAAUCUAGUAAAACGUGUGGAAAUUGUCAAGAAAUGACCUCAAAGUUAGAGAAAGCUGUGGUAUCACUGAAAGAGAAAGAUUCCUCUAUUAAAGACUUAAAUGGACUUUGUUUAAAAUUUGAGUCACAGUUAAAAAAACAAGAUGAACUUCUAAAAGUGUUUGCAGAUAAAAAAGGUUAUAAAGCGUCUAAAUGAAAAUAUAUAUAAAGUAAAUAAUUUCAUCCAGCAUUAAAAGUGGUUCAGUAUGAUUAAAGGGAAGCUACUCUGAUAAGAAUUUUCAUACAAUUUGUAUCUUCCAAAUUGAAGAGUUGAAAGUGUGACCUUUAGAAAGCAGUGUUGCCAAAAAACAUGAAAAUUGAGAAAAGUUUUCAGAUACUGACAAGUUAUUUUUAGUAACUUUUUACAGUACAGUCUAACCUUUUUAUGUGAUAACCAGAGAUUUACUAAUUUACUACAGAGUGAUGGGAAUUAUACAAAGUGAUAAGAAGUUUUAAAAAUAUUAAAGGCACAUUAUUCCUCAGAAAGUUUUCAGAAAUAUCCAACAUGUGUUGGAUAAUGUUUUGAUAGUGGAUUAAGAGCAUGUUAGAUGUUUUACAACUGAGGAUAGUUUAUGUAUAUGGCAAAUGAGUAUUUUUAGCUCGACUAUACGAAGUAUAUGGAGAGCUGUCCUACUCGCCCCGGCGUCGGCGUCGGCGUCCGCGUCCGCGUCCAGAUUUUAGAUUAAAGUUUUGGUGCAGUAAAAUAUUUUUCACUAUAACUUUGUCAUUUCUUAAGGUAUCAACUUCAAACUUCAAAUAUAUGUUCCUUAUCAUCAACCACAUCUUAUGUGACAAGGUUCAUAACUCUAGCACCAAUAUUUUCAGAUUUAUCUCCCCUUGAACUUAGAAUUUUCCUUAAAAAAUACUAUUUUUUAUUGUUACUUCUUUAUUUCAUAAGGGAUCAACCUCAUACUUCAAAUGUAUGUACCUUAUCAUCAACCACAUCUUAUGUGACAAGGUUCAUAACUCUCGCACCAAUAUUUUCAGAUUUAUCUCCCCUUGAACUUAGAAUUUUCCUUAAAAAAUACU